CUAGACAACCAACUGCUAAGCCCUUCACUACUCCUCCCUUUACCCGCCCCAUAACGUCACUCGUAGUAACGGAAAGGUCCACUCCUGCCGGCUUUGGAUGUUUUUCGAAGACUUGCUAGCUUAUAAGUUCCGAUCGUCGGGUUUAAAUGUUUUUCUAAUUGACUAGAACUAAUUGUAGGAGGGUCGUAUUGAAAGAAAGAGGCGAAGAUUUGAUUGCCAGACUUAUGCUGUUUCCUUUCCGUAGGAGGUUGUUUUGUGGAAUGUUGGAUGGCAUUUAAAAGUUAAUUAUUGCAUUCCUGCAAAUUUCUUUCUACGCAUGUGAGAAGUCAGAUGGAGCACUGAUUUUGUUCUGCCAUGUGUCAGAGCAGCCCUGGUCGAUAUUUUAAGUUGUGGGUGAUUCGUGCUUGUUGCAGCCUGACUCCGAAGUCAUGGAUUUAAUGUUAAUGAGUUGGUGCUGCUUUAGGCUACCAACAGCAGUAGUUUAUGGCUCACUAUCUCUAUUUAUAUCCAUUCUGCAUAAUGUAUUCCUGCUGUAUUAUGUGGACACUUUUGUUUCUGUUUACAAGAUAGACAAAGUAUCUUUCUGGAUAGGAGAGACUGUGUUUCUGAUCUGGAACAGCCUCAAUGAUCCUCUGUUUGGCUGGUUGAGUGAUCGAUCAUUUCUCAGUGCACAGCAAUCAGAUGAGCAAAUCUCCUCUCCAGAUGUUGUGCUAAAAAGACUGAAAGCACUGUCCAGAAGUGGACCUUUGUUUGCCGCUUCCUUCCUGGUAUUCUGGGUUCCAUGGGCCCCUGCUGGUUUGCAGUUCCUCAUUUGUCUUUGCCUAUAUGAUAGUUUCCUCACUGUGGUGGACCUAAAUCACAAUGCCUUGUUGGCAGACUUGGCAGUGUCUGCGCAAGAAAGGACGAAACUCAACUUUUACUGUUCACUGUUUAGUGCAUUGGGCUCCCUAUCUGUAUUUUCCUCAUAUGCUGUGUGGAACAAGGAGAACUUUUUCUCUUUCAGAAUAUUCUGUGUCACAUUAACCAUUUUCUCAGGCACUGGAUUUAGUGUUUCAUCUUGGCUGCUGCAACGGCAAUUUCAGAAUGAAGCUAAAGUGAAGUGUGAUGAAGCAUCAGUUUUGAAAAAGUUGCGUAUUGGAGAGGCCCCUCUUGCUCAGGAUAGCAGACUGACACUAGCUGAAUAUCUAAAUCAGCUUUCCAGGCACCGCAACUUUUUGUGGUUUGUCUCCAUGAACCUAAUUCAGGUUUUCCACUGCCACUUUAAUAGUAAUUUCUUUCCACUGUUCCUGGAACAUCUCCUGUCAGACAGGAUCUCUCUGUCCACUGGAUCAUUCCUACUAGGUAUUGCUUAUAUUGCACCACACUUGAACAACCUGUACUUCCUCUCCCUGUGCAACAGGUUUGGCGUUUAUAAAGUUGUUCGUGGGCUGUUCCUUCUGAAGCUAGUUCUCAGUACAGUCAUGCUUAUAGCUGGCCCAGACCAUGUCUACCUGCUUUGUUUUUUCAUAGCAAGCAACCGAGUCUUUACAGAAGGAACUUGCAAACUAUUGAACCUGGUCAUUACUGAUCUAGUGGAUGAGGACUUUGUGCUGAAUCAUAGGAAACAAGCAGCCUCUGCACUGUUGUUUGGUAUGGUUGCUUUGGUAACCAAACCAGGCCAGACAUUUGCCCCUUUGGUAGGCACCUGGCUUCUGUCUUUUUACACAGGAUAUGAUGUUUUUCAGCAUGACCCAGUGCUUAAUGCUGUUACCACCCAGCCAGUGGCAAAGUCAAGUGAAGCUUGGAUCAACACUGUUCGGCAGGGCUGCUUUUAUCUGCUUGUCUUUAUUCCAUUCAUCUGUGCAUUGCUGCAGCUUCUCACUUGGUCACGUUUCACACUGCGUGGCAAGCGCCUUCAGGCCAUCAAGUCCCGGAGACAGAGUGUGUCUCCUGGUGGAUUAGAGGAUAUUAAAACAAUAUGAAUUAUAAAUGUGAAGCAUAAACACCAAAACAUGAAUGUCUAACUUCAGAAGUAAACCAUAUUGACUGACUUCAUAAACAUACCAUAUACACAUGUCUUGAAUAGAGGGCAAAGACUGGUUACAUUCCACUUUUUUUAUACACUAUUUAAUUUCUGAUUAUGGUAAACAGUAAUCAAAAUGGACUAGACUAGUGGACUAUCUGAUCAAUGUGGUACACUCUGUUAUGUAGAAUCAGUAGCAUUUCUUUCUACUUAAGGUUAAUUUUGUGCAGUCCAUAAGCAUAUGCACACUAAUCCUGAAAAUAGUGUUUUGUUUUUUUUUAAAUUUUAUGGAGCAACAAAGCCAUUUAUUUUUAAACAACAUAGAUUAAUUUUAUAUUCCUGUCUCGGGUUUUCUAAUGUUGAUACCCUUUAUUAUGUAAUAAACUCCUGUCAAGUGAA
Molecule: messenger RNA, 2401 nt
Organism: Protopterus annectens (West African lungfish)
Lineage: Eukaryota; Metazoa; Chordata; Ceratodontiformes; Protopteridae
Gene: SLC68A1
Product: major facilitator superfamily domain containing 13A
Exons: 9
Coding region: 429-1961 (510 amino acids)
Source: RefSeq, a predicted model, not a curated record